AUGGUAGUCAGAAGGUCAGGUGAAAGGGAAAUCAAGGAGGAAGACAAAAUGCAAGGUCUUCUAUUUAUCCUACAAUUGUCAGCAUAUACACCAACUUCUAGUACAACAGUUGGUGUCAACAAUUCACAUCGUAAUGGAACCACCGAACUUCCAGCCAUGGACUCACUGAGUGAUUUGUCAUCGCCUUGGCAAUCUGAUAUUCUGGAUGAAGAUAACAUUCAUUUCGGCGCUGAUGGAGAUGAUAGAAUUUCACGAGAACAAAGUUCGCCUAGUUCUGCUCUUGAUAUCGUCAACCCAACACCUUAUUGGCCACUCGAAAAUAGCAGCGAUUUUAGGGGUGUUGCAGGAAGCAACCAAAAUCCUAGAGAGCAGAUAUCCAAUAUACCAGAACAUGGUGCGGCACAGACGACAAUAAUCCCAUCGAUUAGCAGUCGGUCGGGUGGUUUUGCAGAAAACAAAAGCACACCAGAAGAAACCAUUUCUCACUCCACAGCGCUUGGGGUCGCUAACAUAACAACAAAGGAAUCAGGGCUGGUUGGCGAAGCUGAAGAGGAAUCAGGGCUGGUUGGCGUAGUUGUAGAGAAAUCAGGGCUGGUUGGCGUAGUUGUAGAGAAAUCAGGGCUGGUUGGCGUAUCUGAAGAGAAAUCAGGACUGGUUGGCGUAACGAAAGAGGAAUCAGGGCUGGUUGGCGUGGCUAAAGAGGAAUCAGGGCUGGCUGGCGUAGCUGAAGAGGAAUCAGGGCUGGAUGGCGUGGUUGUACAGAAAUCAGGGCUGGUUGGCGUAGUUGUAGAGAAAUCAGGGUUGGUUAGCGUAGCUGAAGAGAAAUCAGGGCUGGAUGGCGUAGUUGUAGAGAAAUCAGGGCUGGUUGGCGUAGUUGUAGAGAAAUCAGGGUUGGUUGGCUACCUGUAUAGGCAUCAGGGACUGGUUGGCGUAAUUGUAGAGAAAUCAGGGUUAGUUGGCGUAGCUGAAGAGGAAUCAGGGCUGGUUGGCGUAUUUGUAGAGAAAUCAGGACUGGUUCUCGUAGUUGUAGAGAAAUCAGGGCUGGUUGGCGUAGCUAAAGAGGAAUCAGGGCAGGUUGGCGUAGCUGAAGAGGAAUCAGGGCUGGUUUGCGUAGCUGAAGAGGAAUCAGGGCUGGUUGGCGUAGUUGUAGAGAAAUCAGGGCUGGUUGGCGUAUUUGUAGAUAAAUCAGGACUGGUUCUCGUAGUUGUAGAGAAAUCAGGGCUGGCUGGCGUAUCUAAAGAGGAAUCAGGGCUGGUUGGCGUAGCUAAAGAGGUAUCAGGACUGGUUGGCGUAGCUAAAGAGGAAUCAGGGCUGGUUGGCGUAUCUAAAGAGGAAUCAGGGCUGGUUGGCGUAGCUAAAGAGGUAUCAGGACUGGUUGGCGUAGCUAAAGAGGAAUCAGGGCUGGUUUGCGUAGCUGAAGAGGAAUCAGGGUUGGUUGGCGUAGCUAAAGAGGAAUCAGGGCAGGUUGGCGUAGCUGAAGAGGAAUCAGGGCUGGUUGGCGUAGUUGUAGAGAAAUCAGGGCUAGUUGGCGUAGUUGUAGAGAAAUCAGGGCUGGUUGGCGUAGUUGUAGAGAAAUCAGGGCUGGUUGGCGUAGUUGUAGAGAAGUCAGGGCUGAAAUCAGGACUGGUUGGCGUUGCUAUAUUUCAAUCAGGACUGGUUGGCGUAAUUGUAGAGAAAUCAGGGUUGGAUGGCUUAGCUGAAGAGGAGUCAGGGCUGGUUGGCGUAGUUGUAGAGAAAUCAGGACUGGUUCUCGUAGUUGAAGAGGAAUCAGGGCUGGUUGGCGUAGCUAAAGAGGAAUCAGGGCUGGUUGGCGUAGCUGAAGAGGAAUCAGGGCUGGUUGGCGUAAUUGUAGAAACAUCAGGGCUGGUUGGCGUAGCUAAAGAGGAAUCAGGGCUGGUUUGCGUAGCUGAAGAGGAAUCAGGGCUUGUUGGCGUAACUAAAGAGGAAUCAGGGUUGGUUGGCGUUGUUGUAGAGAAAUCAGGGCUGGUUGGCGUAGUUGUAGAGAAAUCAGGGCUGGUUGGCGUAGCUGAAGAGAAAUCAGAGCUGGUUGGCGUAGCUAAAGAGGAAUCAGGGCUGGUUCGCGUAGUUGUAGAGUAA
Molecule: messenger RNA, 2097 nt
Organism: Mya arenaria
Lineage: Eukaryota; Metazoa; Mollusca; Bivalvia; Myida; Myidae
Product: aggrecan core protein-like
Exons: 5
Coding region: 1-2097 (698 amino acids)
Source: RefSeq, a predicted model, not a curated record